This is a messenger RNA of Toxotes jaculatrix (banded archerfish), 2437 nucleotides long. It is a transcript of the gene ccdc3a, whose product is annotated as coiled-coil domain containing 3a. The record is from RefSeq and is a predicted model, not a curated record. The transcript is spliced from 3 exons. Gene Ontology annotation, cellular component: extracellular region. Gene Ontology annotation, biological process: negative regulation of gene expression. Bases 398 to 1288 code for a protein of 296 amino acids. Lineage: Eukaryota; Metazoa; Chordata; Actinopteri; Toxotidae.
ACCGGGAACACGGCAACAGGUUGGAGUUGUUGAACUUUGUGCACACUGAUGUUUUCGUUUUAUUCUCUUUCACAGAGUCUGACAUAGUUAAAAGGUCUCUGCAGGAUUAGUUAAUGGACAUAAACUGUGGCUGAAUGUAGUGAGAAAAGUUAUUUGACUUGUUUUUGUUAUUUUGGCCAAGUAGAGCAUCCUUAAGCGCUCAGGUGAACAUCAGGGUUUUUUUAUUUAUAAAGUUCUUUAUAAAUACAGCUUCUGAAACGCUCUUAUAAGCAAAUUGGAUGCACUGAGGGGACCAUCUGCAUUAAACAAUCAGUUCUGACCAAAAAGCCCAGCAAACAUUUCUCCAGUGAAGCAUCAUAACAGGUUUAAGUGCCACUGACUUCUGUGGCUCUUCGGGAUGCUUUCCGCGGCUCUCCUUCUAACAGCGCUCUGCGUUUUUGCGCAUCCGGACGCUUUUACGCACGGGUGCCAGCUCCCCUCCGAGUGGCGGCCGCUGAGCGAGGGCUGCCGGGCGGAGCUGGCGGAAAUCAUCGUGUACGCCCGGGUCCUGGCGAUCCACAGGGAGCCUCUGGGCGGCGGGGCGGGCAGCCUGUACAACUCGCUGCCCUUCGGGUUCGGGUAUGGGUACGAGGGCGCGGAGGAAGGGCUGCUGUACUCGGCAGAGGUGGAGCUGCUGUGCGACCAGGCCUGGGGCAGCAUGCUGGAGGUACCCACUGGAUCCAGGCUGAACCUGACCGGGUUAGGGUACCUGUCUUGCCAGUCCCACACCGUGAUGGAGAACUACUCCUACUUUUUCUUCCUCAGGAUGAAUGAGAACUACAACAUCCUCCCCCAUGGCGUCAACUUCCAGGACGCCAUCUUUCCCGACACGACUGAGAACAGGCGCGUGUUCUCCAGCCUCUUCCAGUUCUCCAACUGCACCCAGGGGAGCCAGCCAUUCCACUCCUUCACCCCUGAGUGGGACACACAGGAGGACAGCAGGCUGCUGUGUUCCUCAGUGCAGGCGGCCCUGUUUGAAGAGGAGGAGCGAAGCCGCACGCUGCAGGAUCGCCUGGCCGCAGCAGAGAGGAGGAACCGGCAGCUGAAGGAGCGCGUUCGCAAGGUGAAGCGUUCCCUGAGGAACGCACGCAAGGCCACGCGCAAGGCUGAGCAGGAGGUGCAGGAGCUGCAAGAGAAGCUGAAGGCCGCAGAGUGGAGAGAGGGGCACCACCUCAAUGCCAUAACGCAGGAGGAGCCUCCACCUGGGCGUUAUGCAAGCACAGCAAUGCGCCAACAAAUGCAACUCUAACUAAUCCUACCUGCCCCAACCUGCCACCCACUUGGACUGAAAACCGGCUGUGGAGAGUGAGAGACUGCUGGGCGGUCUCUGAGCAAGGAACAAACAAAUAGCAACUGUUACAUAUGAGUAAACACACUUUUAAAAAUAAUAAUCGACAUAGUUUUGUUGUAAGUAAAGUGCUCUUUCUCUCCUUCUCUGUCCCUGAUUGCAAAAACACAACAGGGAGGGUCAGGAUGACUUCUGGUCACCUGACAAAAGAACAAAAAUGUUUCCUAAAAGAUAAUCAAUCAUCUGUUUGCCCCGAUAAUUCGUCUUGCAGGUGGAGCCGUACUGUAGCUCAGCUGCCUCCCUGACUGGAUCCAGUCAGUGCUUUUCUCAGGCCGUGAUCACAUCGGAUGUGUUUUUGCUCCAACACAAAGCACAACUGUGAGCUUUCCCAAACUAAAGUAAGAGAAGUGAAUGCUUUAAAACAAAAAAUAACCAAAGAAAGUAUUUAGUAUAGGUCUGUUUCUGCAGAUUUAUGCAAUUUAGUUAAAUCUUCUGGCAACUUGGGUGCAAUAGAAACAAGCUGUAAGCACAACAGUUACACAUCAUCAGUUUUUAAAGUGACACAGCUGACUGGUUGCUUACACAUCCAGCAGACAUUAAACAACAUUAGCAUUGAUUUGGAGUUUUGUUUCUGGCCACCACAUGAAUAUAAGUCCACUAUUUACUCUCGUUUUAGCUCUAAUUUGCUUGCACCCCCAACUACUGAGGGAAAUAUCCUAUCACUAAAUGAUCCACUACCUAUAACUGUACAGUAUCUAUCUACUGUCAGGUAUUGGGUCGGUGGGGUACAGUGGAUUUUUAGUGCUAUUUACUGAAAAACAGCUACUGCGUCUGAAAAUAGUGCCGCCGAUGAGAAGAGUGAAAAGAAACCAAAAAAAAAAACAAAACCAAAAAACAAUGGAGCACUGAUAAGAGACGUUACAUUUAUACUGUGAUUAAUCAACUUUUACUUCAAAUUAAAUUUCGAGCUGAGAGCGUUAUGUCAGUGAACAAGAAUUCUGGGAUGAUUGAGAUGGUUCAUUUAUUAUUAAUUCGAGUCUGGAUCAUCAGCUCGUGCGUGAAUAUUUUUGUAUGAAUGUUUUUCUGCUUAUAAAAUUGAAGUUGGACGAA